AUGACAUUGGACGAUCCGUACAAAGUAGUCAUUGCCUACGACUUUGGCACCACAUUCUCUGGAGCAUCGUACGCAUUCGCCCACAAUACACCUGAAAUCUAUGAUGUGCAAAAAUGGCCGCAUAAGAAUGGCAGUUACUAUCCCAAAGUACCCACACUAUCGGUAUAUAAACGAAGCAAUCCAAAACACUUGCUGGAGUGGGGCCAUGCUGCCAAGAAAAUCAUGCUGAAACCACAAAGCACGGAACACAAUAUUCUACUGUCAAAUUUUAAACUCUCGCUGGACGAACAUUUACGGGAAGGGGCCCUUGAAAAUGGCAUAUCUCCUGUAGAAGCCAUUGCUCAUUAUCUUGGGGCUCUCCAUCAGCAUGUUCUCGACGAUGUCACUCGAGGGUUUGCCAAGAACUACCAUCCAGAUACAUUCCGCUAUUGUCUUACUGUGCCUGCUAUGUGGUCCGACAGAGCCAAACAUACCAUGCGUCAAGCCGCGCUCAAAGCGAACCUGAUUCGUGCCACUGAUCCCGAAGAUCGUCUUGUGCUUAUUUCCGAACCUGAAGCGGCCGCACUCUACUGUGAGAAAAUGUGUGAUCAGAUCAAUUUACGUCCUGGCAAUCGUAUUAUGAUUUGUGACGCGGGCGGUGGCACCGUGGAUCUGAUUGUGUUUGAAAUCACCGACGCGAGCGCGAACGGGAUCAAGAACGAUCGAUUGAAAGAAGUAACCCAUGGCAUGGGCGAAAGCUGCGGAAGCGUGUUCAUCGAUCGUCACUUUCAGUCGUUUCUGCAACGUAAACUCGGAGACCAAUCAAUUCCACCGCUUGCCAUGAAUAUGAUGAUGGAUCAGUUUGUUGAUAAUAUUAAGCCAGAAUUUGAUGGUCUGGAAGAUCACUAUCUCAAUCUUCCUGCUUCCCUGUCGCUUGAUCCACCCGAAGACGAAUGCCUGGACGAAGGUACACUGAUCCUGCGAGCAGGUGAAUUGCAGAAACAAGUAUUUGAUCCUGUGGUAGAGAAAGUAUUGGAUCUUAUGGAGCGCCAAUAUCGCCAAAUCACGGAUCACCGAUUGGAUUGUAUUUUCCUGGUAGGAGGAUUCGGGUCAUCGAAUUACUUGUAUCAAUGCGUGCAAGACCGAUUUGAGUUGCGCGUGGGUCAGAUUUUGUGUCCUCCCAGAGCGGCCAUGGCCGUGGUUCGAGGCGCGGUCCUUUUCGGACUCAAUCCUCGGGUCAUCGUUUCUCGGGUAUCUCGAAGAACCUACGGAAUCAAUGCUGGUUUGCCAUUCGUUGAAUCGGUUGACCCACCUGAAUCUCGGGUGAUCCGUCCUGACGGUAGCAUGCGCUGUAUUACUCGAUUCUUACCAUUUGUGACGAAAGAUGACGAAUUUCCCAUUGAUCACUUUAUCGCUGAAGAAAUGUUUGUUUAUUACGGUACAGUCGCGUCCACCGAUAUCAUGCUCUAUGCUACGGAAAAUGAUCGUGUACCGCGUUAUGUCAACGAGGAGGGGCUGGAACAGGUCGCCUCCAUCACAGUGCCUGUCCCUACGAUUCCAGGUGUCGGUCACGGCGAACGGAUUUCUUAUAUAGUCAGAAUGUUCUUUGGAACUACUGAAAUUCGCAUGGAAGCGGAUUUUGGCACCGGGCGAACGUACAAAGUCUAUUGCGACUUUGAUGCUGUUAAUAAAUACGCUUCCACUCAGCAGGAGAAUGCGUAA
Radiomyces spectabilis is the source of this 1701-nucleotide messenger RNA. RefSeq lists its product as uncharacterized. Lineage: Eukaryota; Fungi; Mucoromycota; Mucoromycetes; Mucorales; Radiomycetaceae. Bases 1 to 1701 code for a protein of 566 amino acids. The record is from RefSeq and is a predicted model, not a curated record. The transcript has 5 exons.